UCAAUCUCAAAUGGGGAAGCCAACCACCACCACAGCAGAGCCACCUUCCAUCACCCAUUUCAGCCACCCACACCCCCUCCACCUCUCCAACAACCCCCAAACCCAGCACUGCUCCGCCUGCAAUCUCCCCACCGCCGCGGCAGCCGCUACCUACUUCUGCAUAAUUAACAACUGCAACUUCGGCCUCCACCUGAAAUGCAGCCAGCUCCCGCACCAAAUCACCCACCCCUUCGACCACCAGCACGCCCUCACCCUCUACCCGAAGCCCGUCUACCCGGAGGGCCUCUUCAACUGCGACGCCUGCGGCAACCGCGGCGACGCCUUCUCCUACCACUGCAGCCCCUGCGGCGUCGACCUCCACACCACCUGCGCCUCCCUCCCGCUCAAGCUCACCCACCAUCUCCACAAUCACGCCCUCGAUCUCGCCUUCUCCGCGCCAUAUCAGGGGAACUCCUUCUCCUGCGAUAUCUGCAAGAAGCUUGGGUCUAAAACGUGGCUCUACCGCUGCGCCGCCUGCGAAUUCGACGUACAUUUGACCUGCGUCGCCGCGGUCGUUCCUCCGCCUGUGCAGCGCCCGAGAUCGUUCGUUCCGCCGCAGAAUCGGCCGCCUAAUAAUGGUUAUGGUGGGUAUCAAGGAGGAGUGGCGGCGCAGCCGAUUUAUGGAGGUGUGAGGCCGGUGAAUAGGCUGGGGGAUCAAAUAUUGCUUGCGGCGGUGGAAGGCAUAGCCGGAGGCGUUGCUCAGUCGGCGACGGGCGUUCUUUUUCAGGAAGUGUUUGGCGUUGGCGGUGGCGGAGGGGGAGGAGGUAAUGGCAUUUGUGUGGAUGUUUCUGGGAUGGACGGUGGAGCAAGUGUUGACGGAGCGGCGGCGGACGGAGGAUAUGGCGGUGGAGAUGGAUCAUACUAGCUAGCUUUAUCACUUAACUAUUUGUACCGGAUUAUCUUGAUUUGGAGAGGUUCUUUGAAGGCGUUUUUUUCUCUCUUCUCACUUUAUAUUUUUAGUAUUUUUAAUGUGUUUUUUAGUAUUACUAGUUUAAUUUCCAAGAAUAGUGAAUCGUUUGUAAUAAAAGGGUUGGCAGCUAGGAUUAUUCUUUUAACAGCCUUGGGCUUCUUCAAAGAAUAGUAGUUUCUUUCAUGGGGCAGAAAUGAAGCGGUAGUUUCUUGACGAAAUAUAGUGGUAUUUUCUUGACAAAUUGAGAUUCAAUUUUAGGCUGCCUAGUGAUGAAUCAACUCUCUAUGGGUGUUCAGUUUGCAAGAUUGUA
Salvia splendens (bonfire salvia) is the source of this 1259-nucleotide messenger RNA. RefSeq lists its product as uncharacterized. The coding region runs from base 11 to 904 and encodes 297 amino acids. The transcript has a single exon. The record is from RefSeq and is a predicted model, not a curated record. Lineage: Eukaryota; Viridiplantae; Streptophyta; Magnoliopsida; Lamiales; Lamiaceae.